AUGUGUCGUACGGCUUCCGCAUUAUUAACAAAAUGCGCUAUUCAAAAGUUAUCUGCAAAGGAAGGCAACAAAAGAGAGCGCAGAAGGCUCAAAAAAAUCUUCAAAGAGCUUUCUAGCCGAUGUGCCCUUCUUGAUCCUGGCAUAGAUAGAGACGGAUUUUUACGAUUUACUGAGCUCCCAGGGCUGUUAGGUGAGCAACUUUUCAGUGCUUUAGACAGGAAUGGAGAUGGCCGAAUUGAUAUAAAAGAAUUCUUAAGAGGCAUGCUGACUCUUUAUAAAGGGACAAUAGAGAGUAAAGCUGAGCUAUUAUUCAAAAUAUUCGAUUUUAGUAAAAAUGGCGAAAUCACAUCAGAAGGAAUCCUCUUUAUAAUUUCUUACCUUCCGACGACUUGCUCAAAGUGCCAAAAAAAGCUGGUGGUUCAUUGAAAUUUAAAAGAAAAAAUAAAAGAGCUCUUUGAUGGAAAAGAGUUUAUUCAAUUGGAGGAGUUUAAAGAAUUAAUUUUAACUCAUAGUGAAAUCGGUGAGCUCGUUCUUCAAUGCAUCUCAAACGCGCUUCCAAUAAUCGUUGAUGAGUGCUUACUUCCCAAUCGACUUGUCUGUGAAUCCCACUUAGAAAUCACUGAAGGAAUGCUAGGUUUCAAAGGGAGAACUUAUUAUUUUCAGCUGAAAAACCAAAGCUUGUAUUACUCAACUCUCAAAGAAGAUAUUUCAAACCCAACUGGAAUCAUCCUUAUUAAAGAUCUCUUUGUCGAAGAGAAUGGUCCUUUGGGCUUUGUACUUCGGAACUCAAAAUUCCGCUAUGAAAUCAGCACAUUCUCACUUGAGCAACGAGACGAGUGAAUCCAAACAAUCAAGCAAGCUAAUUGUUUCAAAAAUUUUUAUGAUGACUAUGAAAUCCUUGAUCAAAUUGGAAAGGGAGCUCAUGGUGACGUAAGACUUGCCCUAUCUAAGCAUAAUGGGAAAAUCUUCGCUGUCAAAAUUAUUUCAAAAGCUCCUCUUGACGAUCUUGCUGAAACUCGUCUUCGUCGUGAAAUUGGGAUUCUCAAGCUUUGUAAGCAUGAAGGUCUUUUAGAACUUAAAGAUAUCUAUGAGACUGCUGAUAUGCUUUAUAUUGUCACCGAUUAUAUUUCUGGAGGCACUCUGUUCAAUUGGAUGAAGAAAAGGAAUUUCAGGAUUGAGGAAAAUGCAGCUAAUUCUCCUCCUUAAAUCGAACAAAUAUUUGGCAAUUUCGAUUUUUUGGCAUGCCUUUAAAUUGGAAAAUAUUGAAAUUUUUUAUAAAUUAAAUUUUAUAUGGAAAUAUUUUGAUACUGAUUUAAUGUUGCUAAAAUAAAAAAAUUUACUGAUAGCUUUUUCUUCUAUAAAUGUAUGAGUACACUUAGAAUAUUAUUAAAACAAAAUAAAUAUUAUGAAUCGGUGAAUUUUAUAAUUAGCUUUUCAUGAAAAUUAAUUUGGCCUUCUUUAAAUUGGGAAAAUCUUUUUUGUUCUACUUUAAAGAUGGGAGAAUAAACAAAUAAUAAAAGAAAUCGCAAGUGCUCUUCAAUAUUUGCAUUCUCAUGGAAUAAUUCAUAGAGAUAUCAAGCUUGAAAAUGUCCUUGUCCAAAGAGCUCCAAAUGGUGGUGGAGGUAUUCGAGUAAAAAUCAUUGAUUUUGGCUUAAGCUGCAUGCUAGGCCCAGGUCAAAAUUCCAUUGAGUCAGUUGGUACCUUAAAAUACGCUUCUCCAGAAGUCCUUUCAACAAUCCCUUAUAGACACUCUCCUGAUGCCUGGAGUUUAGGAGUAACUGCUUUUAUUCUUCUUGCAGGGAAAAUGCCAUUCUAUGGGAAAAGUGAUCAAGAAAUAGCAUCAAGAAUAAUAAACAAAGAUAUAGAAAUGAUUGGAGAACAUUGGGAAGGUAUCAGUUCAGAGGCAAAAGAUAUCAUCAGAUCGCUGCUAGAUAAAAAUCCUAAAGGAAGAAUGACUAUUGAAGAUUUACUAAAAAGCGACUGGCUCGAAGAAGGAGAAAUUGAUAUCAGCAAAGAUGUAGCCGAAUUAUCUUGGGAGAUAAUAUAG
Messenger RNA from Blepharisma stoltei, 2047 nucleotides. The record is from the annotation of a GenBank genome assembly. Lineage: Eukaryota; Ciliophora; Heterotrichea; Heterotrichida; Blepharismidae.